AUGGACGGCCGUUCCCUCGAUUGGGGGGCUGUCGGCGCUCUUCAGGGCAUUAAGAAUCCCAUAAAAGCUGCCGAAUGUGUACUCACGAGUCAGACCAGACAACAGCCCUGCGGUCUCAUUGCACCCAACCUUCUGGUGGGAGAGGGGGCCCGGGAUUACGCCCUCAGCAAUGGGUGUGUCGGGUGUGUGGCGUCUGAUCUAAUGACCGGUAAUUUGGGAGUAUUUGGUGUCAAGUGUUUUGAUCAGAGAUCUAAACAAACGUAUUGUAAAUAUAAACGACUUCUGGAGUCCGAAGUAAACGACAAAAGCGAUGGGUUUUCAGUGAAACAAAGACGUUUGGAUACAGUGGGCGCCAUAUGUGUGGACUGGGAGGGCAAUGUGGCUGCCGGUGCGUCCAGUGGCGGCAUUCAUCUGAAGCCUUCUGGGAGAAUAGGACAGGCAGCGUUGAUGGGAUGUGGCGUAUGGGCGCAGAAGUGUAUGGCAAUCGCGACUACCGGUGCGGGCGAGUACUUAACCAAAACAAUGUUCGCCAAAGAGUGCGCCAAUCAGUUGCUCGACACAAGCGAUGCAAACAAUUUGAAUGCUUUGAGCAAAGCGUUCAAAGAGGGCUUUAUUGAUUCACCAUUACUUGAGAAUAUUGCUGCAGAGGACAGACUGGCCGGUGUACUGGCCCUCUAUCACGACAAGGACUCGGCUCACACAGAGUUGCUGUGGGGACACAGCACUCACUCCAUGUGCUGCGGAUAUAUGAGUUCCAGUCAUUCAAAGCCCAAAGCAUUCGUAUCUCAACUGCCGGUCGGCUCUAAACCCGGACUUCAUUUCAAAGUCGAAGCAAUCAAUGAGUAGUUUAAUUAGAAAUUGUUUUUUAAUAAAUUUAUUUAUUUGAAAAUCAUUUGUAAAGC
Molecule: messenger RNA, 902 nt
Organism: Oppiella nova
Lineage: Eukaryota; Metazoa; Arthropoda; Arachnida; Sarcoptiformes; Oppiidae
Source: the annotation of a GenBank genome assembly